This is a messenger RNA of Penicillium lagena, 672 nucleotides long. Its product is annotated as flavin-dependent quinone reductase. Gene Ontology annotation, cellular component: cytosol. The coding region runs from base 1 to 672 and encodes 223 amino acids. The transcript has a single exon. Gene Ontology annotation, molecular function: FMN binding; oxidoreductase activity. The record is from RefSeq and is a predicted model, not a curated record. Lineage: Eukaryota; Fungi; Ascomycota; Eurotiomycetes; Eurotiales; Aspergillaceae.
AUGCCUUCCAAGCGCAUCGCCAUCGUGACCAGCAGCACGCGCUGCCCGCGCCUAAACCCGACCAUCACGCACUAUGUGUAUGACGUCUUGUCCGCGGAUCCGAUGAUCCCAACUUCUCCAGCUACAAGUCAAGGAGAGGGCAGCAUCGACAGAGACCCUAGGCAUAUUACGCUCGAUAUCCUCGAUCUAGCACAACAGGGACUACCACUCUACGACGAAAACAUCAUUCCCGCCGGCCUACCAGCGGCGGACCCCACGCCGCACUAUGAAAAGGCGCACACUCGCGCAUGGUCUACUGUUGUGCGCGGGUAUGAUGGGUUUAUUUUCGUGACGCCCCAGUACAACUGGAGCAUUCCAGCCAGUCUGAAGAAUGCACUUGACUAUCUUUUCCAUGAAUGGAAAGGGAAACCUGCUGCGAUUGUCUCGUAUGGGGGCCAUGGUGGUGGCAAGGCGGCGGAUCAUUUGAAGGGCGUCUUAAAUGGCCUGCGCAUGAAAGUUGUCAGCACGGUACCUGCAUUGCCCGUGAAAUAUACGGGUUUGCCCAUUGGGGGAGAUGAGGACGAGAGGGUUACACUGGAUGAGAGAGAUGUGGCCGGGUGGAAGGAGGCAGGCAUCGAGGCAAUGAUGCGGAAUUUGGGGAUGGAGCUGGUGUGCGAAUUGGAUAAGGACUAA